Engraulis encrasicolus (European anchovy) is the source of this 2059-nucleotide messenger RNA. RefSeq names its product TAR DNA-binding protein 43-like. The transcript has a single exon. Gene Ontology annotation, molecular function: RNA binding. Bases 200 to 1369 code for a protein of 389 amino acids. The record is from RefSeq and is a predicted model, not a curated record. Lineage: Eukaryota; Metazoa; Chordata; Actinopteri; Clupeiformes; Engraulidae. Gene Ontology annotation, biological process: regulation of gene expression. Gene Ontology annotation, cellular component: nucleoplasm; chromatin.
GAAUUUCAAGCGGUUGUACGACACACGGGAUCGGAUAAUCCAGACGCUUUUUUCAGACCGAAUAAGACCUUCUAGCUGAACUAACUAAAAGGAAAUAUUUAACGUACGUAUCUGUGCGUUCGCUGACCUAAUUGUGAACUCUGAACUUCCGAAGCAACCGAGUCUGCGCCUCGUCUAAAACCCCGUAUUUCUAGUGAAAAUGGCCGAGUGUUACAUUCGUGUGGCGGAUGAUGAAAACGGGGACCCAAUUGAGAUCCUAGCGGAGGAGGACAACUCCGUGCUGCUGUCGAAUGUUUCGGCACAAUUUCCUGGGGCCUGCGGCCUACGCUUCCGGAGCCCCAGUACCCAGUCCAUGCGCGGCGUCCGUCUGGUGGACGGAAUUCUUCAUGCUCCCGAGGAUGGAUGGCAAAAUCUCAUCUAUGUCGUCAAUUACCCAAAAGACAACAAAAGGAAGAUGGACGACAUGGACGCCGCCUUGGCCUCCAAGAUGAAGAGGGGCAACCACACAUCUGACCUGAUUGUAUUGGGGCUGCCGUGGAAGACCUCAGAGCAGGACCUGAAGGACUAUUUUGCCACCUUUGGAGAGGUAAUCAUGGUCCAGGUCAAGCGUGAUGCGAAGACCGGCAACUCUAAGGGAUUUGGAUUUGUGCGGUUCACCGAAUACGAAACCCAGAACAAAGUCAUGUCCCAGCGUCACAUGAUCGACGGAAGAUGGUGCGACUGCAAGCUUCCCAACUCCAAGGCUGGAAACGACGAGCCCAUGAGGGUGGGGAGGGUGUUUGUGGGACGUUGUACUGAGGAUAUCUCUGCUGACGACCUCCGCCAGUUCUUCAUGCAGUACGGGGAAGUCACUGACGUUUUUAUCCCCAAGCCUUUCCGCGCUUUCGCCUUCGUCACCUUCUCCGACGACCAGGUCGCACAGGCACUGUCUGGUGAGGACCUGAUCAUCAAGGGAGUCAGCGUGCACAUCUCCAACGCGGAGCCCAAGCGCAACAACAAUAGGGCAAUGAUGGAGAAAGCGGGGCGCUUUGGCAAUGACUUCGGCCAGGCUUUUGGCGCUAGCCGCGGCACAGGAGGCAGCAAUUCUAGCAACCUAGGUAGCUUCGGUAACAUGAACCCGGCCAUGAUGGCCGCGGCUCAGGCCGCUCUACAGAGCAGCUGGGGCAUGAUGGGUAUGCUGGCCAACCAGCAGGGGCAAUCCACCACCUCUGGCACCACCCAGACCUACAACUCAGGCAGCAGCAACUACAGUGCAGGCUCGACCGGGCUGGGGAGCUGGGGUAACGGGGCUAACUCCACUACUAGUAGCAGUGGGUUCACCUCCGGAUUCGGCUCUAGCAUGGGGUCCAAAUCCUCCUGGGGUAUGUAAGUGGGUUGGGGUGGGGGGUGGGUGAUGUGUUUGUAGUAGGCUAUGUGUGGUAAGUACCGGUAUUCAGAAUCCCCCCCGCCAUGUUGUAUGAGUAAAAAGAAAGGAAACAAAGAAAGGAAAAAAAUAUUGGAGGGAUAUUGAAGAUUUGUCCAGGAUUUUUUUAAAAAGAGUGUGACAUGAAUCAUUGUUAACCAGGGGGGUGAAGAAAACACACCAAUGGUGUCCUGUUAAUUUUAUUUUUGUUUUCUCUUCAGUUGUCAUUUCAACUGGAUUCUAAGAUGCAUGUAUUAUAGCAAAAGGUUCUGAGCAAAAAAAAGAUGCAUUACAAAGUUUAAACAUCGAACCCUUACUUAAGUUCUUACAAGUAUGUCUUUUCUUUAUACUGUCUUGCAUUGACCAGAAUCUAGUUGAAACUGAGAAAAUGUAUUACCUUUUUAAACAUGAGUGAUGGUGUAUGUAAGUGAGACUUGUAUGUGGAGUGCUUUGGGUGUCUUUGAAUCCCUCUGAGGUAAUUUUGCUCAGUGUUUUCUAUGACAUGUCAUUGAAGGGAGUUCUCUUAUAAAACAAAAUACACAUUGAUUUAAAAAGUGGUUACUUGCUCAUAUGAAAACUUUGGUUGAUUUUUUUUUGUUGUUGUCAUUUUUAUUGAAAGAAGGAAAGCAAAAUAAUAAAAAACAAAAUUGAAUUUCA